Messenger RNA from Papaver somniferum (opium poppy), 1513 nucleotides. Its product is annotated as (R,S)-reticuline 7-O-methyltransferase-like. Gene Ontology annotation, molecular function: O-methyltransferase activity; protein dimerization activity; S-adenosylmethionine-dependent methyltransferase activity. The transcript is spliced from 2 exons. The record is from RefSeq and is a predicted model, not a curated record. Gene Ontology annotation, biological process: methylation. Lineage: Eukaryota; Viridiplantae; Streptophyta; Magnoliopsida; Ranunculales; Papaveraceae. The coding region runs from base 203 to 1264 and encodes 353 amino acids.
UGUUGUAUCAAGAAGAAGUCUAAUACUCUUUCAAGCUGUUAAGGAGUCAUUCAAACUUUUUAGUCAAAAAAGAAAAAACUAUUAUAAGGAGCCAAUUGCGCAGCUGGUUGAUAGGAGUAUUAUACCCCUUGUUUCUUUAUACAAAUGCAUCCACUUCUCUUAAAUUCUUCCAUCAAACAAAGCACAAUUUACUGAUCAAGUGAUGGAUGCUGAAGAAGAAAUAACGAAAGGGCAAGCCGAAAUAUGGGAGCAUGUGUUUGCAUUUGCAGAUUCAAUGGCAUUGAAAUGUGCAGUUGAACUUGGUAUACCAGAUAUUAUCAACUCUCAUGGUCAUCCGGUCACAUUGUUUGAGAUCAUCAACAGUUUAAAAACAACCACAUCAUCAUCAUCUCCCAACAUCGAUUAUCUUACUCGUGUGAUGAGAUUGUUGGUCCGUAAACGCAUUUUUACUUCUGAUUUUCAUCAAGAAACCAAUCAAAUCUUGUAUGGUUUAACUCCUUCAUCCAAAUGGUUAUUAAGAGAUUCUAAAUUUAAUCUAUCCCCAAUCAUUUCAUUUUUUCUUCAUCCUUCAAUAUUGAAACCAUGGCAAUAUCUAGGAGAUUGUACUAAAGAAAAUGGUCUUGCUUUUGAGAAAGCUCAUGGGUGUGAAAUUUGGGAUAUGGCAGCAGCUGAUCCUCAUUUCAAUCAAGUUUUCAAUGAUGGAAUGGGGUGCACGGGUAAGAUGGUAGUUAACAUGAUGUUGACCGAAUAUAAAGAUGGAUUUAACGAUAUAGGAUCGCUUGUUGAUGUUGGCGGUGGGAAAGGGGAGAUGAUAGCAGCAAUCGUUGAGGCUAAUCCACACAUAAAAGGUAUCAAUUUUGAUCUACCUCAUGUACUGGCUACUGCACAAGAACAUCCAGGGGUCACCCAUGUUACAGGUGAUAUGUUUGUUAAGAUUCCGGAAGCCGAUGCCGUUAUAAUGAAGUGGAUAAUGCAUGACUGGAGUGAUGAAAAUUGCGUCAAGAUUUUGAAAAAUUGUUAUAAGGCAAUAUCAAAGACGAAGAAUGGAAAGGUUAUUAUUGUUGAUUGUGUACUGCAACCAGAUGGAAAUGGCUUAUUUGAUGAAGCAGGAGUGGCGUUUGAUCUACUGAUGAUGGUAAUCCCAGGAGGAAAAGAAAGAACUGAAGUCGAAUGGAACAACUUACUGAAAAGUGCAGGCUUCCCUCGUUAUAAUAUUAUACAAAUUCCCACAACCCAUUCUAUCAUUGAGGCCUUCCCAGAAUGACGGCCAAAGACUAAUGCUCUUAAGACUAAGCAUUUCAUAUCCCUGUAUUCCAUUAUAUGCCAAUUUACAUGUACGAUUUAUUUGUUUUAAGCUGACCAACAAACCUAAUAAACACAGAGGUCUAAUCCGGACUACGAGUAUUGGAGAUUAGAGUGCUCAAUGUAUGAUAAAUCACCUAUCAACUCAUGUGUGGAAUUUUUUGAACUAAUUUGUUGUUUUACUAGAAGAUAUUAUUAUCGUGUCUCUGUA